CUCCGUCGGCCCCCGGCAAUGCUCCGCGCUGUAGUUGGUAGAAGGCCGUCGGCAAUGCUCAGCGCACCGGUCCUACUGUCGAGCCUUCUGCUGCUGCGCGGGUCGGAGGCCUUCUCGCCCGUGGCGGCCAGAGCAGGCGGCGUCGGGAGCCCGUGCCGCGCUGCUGUACGCCUCGGUUUCUUUGACGUGUUCCAAGAGUCGGCCGAGUCCAAGGCGCGCAAGGAGGCGGAGUGGGAGGCGCAGCAAGCCAUGCUUGCGCGGCGCCGCAAUCCCGAGGCGAUGGAGGCGUACCAGAGCGAGGUGGAGGAGCGCCGCGCGGAGAUUUCAUCCAAGGACGCAGAGCUGAAGGAGCUGCAAAAAACGGGAGACAUCGAGGCCUGGGAGGCGCUGCGAGCGGAGGGCAAGCUGCAGGGCUCGGACGAGCUCGAGCGCGAGGCCGGCGAGCGCUCGUGGGGCGGCGAGGGCCUCGUGGCCGAGCGGAUAGACACCCGGCUUCCCUUUGUCGACUCGGGGUACGUGGACGAGUCGGCCCCGUCCCUGCCCGACAUGCCCGACCUGCUCGGCGGGCUCAAGGGGCUCUUUGGAGGCGGCGAGGAGAAGAGCGAGCAACAGUGAGAUGAUGGAGGCGCGGCAGUCCCGUUUUGUGGCGGUAGAGUCCAUGUUUCCCAUCUGAAUCUAGAGUAUGACACAUGACUAUGUCCCGGGGCCCUCUCCGCCGUCUCUCUCUCUUUGUAGAGAGAGAUUUUUUAGCAAUACCAAACAACUCUAACACUCAC
Molecule: messenger RNA, 776 nt
Organism: Emiliania huxleyi CCMP1516
Lineage: Eukaryota; Haptophyta; Isochrysidales; Noelaerhabdaceae
Exons: 1
Coding region: 55-615 (186 amino acids)
Source: RefSeq, a predicted model, not a curated record